Molecule: messenger RNA, 399 nt
Organism: Metarhizium acridum CQMa 102
Lineage: Eukaryota; Fungi; Ascomycota; Sordariomycetes; Hypocreales; Clavicipitaceae
Source: RefSeq, a predicted model, not a curated record
AUGGCAGAACGACGAUGCAUCGGAGGUUUGCAAAGACUGAUCCUCAAAAACGUCGAAUCGUCGACGGAGCGAGAGUUCGGGUCCCAAGUUGCCAGCGCUAAAGAGGACGUUGGUCGAAUGUCCGCCCACCUCAAGAAAUGUGAGCCUGAGAUCGAAAGACUCCAGAGUGAACUCGCCACUCUAGGACUCGCCAAGCUUGAAGUUUCUGAGACUUCCCGAGAAGUCAUGACGGAGAUGGAUGAACAAAUCAUGAGAUUAAAGCCACUACUCAAAACCGGCGAGCAGAAGGGAAUCGAACUCAAAGAGGACCUGGAAGCCAGUCAGACCCGAGAACGCAACUUGAUCCGCGAAAUGGGAGAGAUAAACGAAACCGUCAUCAAAGCGUCCGAGGAACUUUGA